Closterium sp. Yama58-4 is the source of this 2670-nucleotide messenger RNA. Lineage: Eukaryota; Viridiplantae; Streptophyta; Zygnematophyceae; Desmidiales; Closteriaceae. The record is from the annotation of a GenBank genome assembly.
AUGGCGCAUCCAACACGCGCCGCCCAGCCACACACCCCGUCAUUCCUCCGCCAAAUUCGGCGGGCCCCGGGUCGCAUCAUGCGGUCCACGCCUCUCCGCUUCGUCGCCCUCGCGAUCCUGCUCGCCUUCUCUCUCCUCCUCACGGGCGAAUUCGAAAUGCAACGACGGUUCGACCCACAACGGCCAUUCCACGCGCAGCGGUUCCUCUCCCUCAUACGCCCCCCGCACCGCACGCACACAGCCGCAGGCGACGACGCGAGCCGUGCGACGGGCGACACGACGAGCCGCAGUAACCCGCACCAGGGCGACGAAUCCGAGCAGGACACAGAGGAUCCGACUCCCUCGGUCGCCGCGCCGCCGCUUUCCGCGGAGGAUUUUAAAACCCUAGAGAGCCUAAUAGAGCAACCAGUGGAGGAGGAGGAUGGGCAGGAGAACGAGGAGGAGGGGGAGAAAGGAGGGGAGGAGGAGGAGGAGGGGGAUCGGGAGAGGGAAAAGGGGAAGCUGAAUUGGGGUUUGGUGGGGAGAUUGGUGGGGUUUGGGAGCCAAUUGGUGAAUGCCACGUGGGAGAGAGUUGGGGGGGUUGUGAGAGGCGGGGUGGAGGUGUGGGAGAAGCGGGAGAAGGAGGCGAGGAGUAGGAAGGAGUGGCGGAGAGUGGUUGAGAGCGAUAGGAGGAAGAGGAUGGAGGCGAGGAGGAGAGGUGCUGCUCACACUGGCGGUCAAAUUGCACCCACCAACUUAUCAGCAGCGGCGGCAGCAGCAGCAGCAGCAGCAGCAGCAGCAGGAGUGGACGACUGUUUAAACGAGCUGAAGCGUGUGACUGAAAUGAAGGGCCUUCGACCCGACGCGCUGUUUCCCAGAAACUUCUCCGUGCACCUUCUCACUCUGGACCCCUCCCGGCGCCGCACGGGGCUGCCCUUGAAGCUGCACGAGUGGAGCGCUGAGAGCGUGUUUGUCAUCGGGACAGGAGAGCCGGGCAAGGGGCGACGAGAGACGCUGCUGAAUCUAGACAGGCGGUUCCGUGCAGCAGGGCUGCAGUACACGCAGGUGGUGAUGCCCAUGGCACUAGAGGAGCCGUUUAAAGCGAGGUACGACCCAGUGUUCCCGGCUCGAUCUCUCUCCCUCCGCUCCACCUUCCACCCGCACGACCUCGCAUACGCGUUCGCGCAUUUCGAGGUGUGGGCGAGGGUGGUGGUGCUGCGGCUGCCAUACGCGUUGGUGUUUGAAGAUGAUGCGAGGAACGAGGUGGACUCGAAUGCAGCCUGGAAGCAGCGGAUGGAAGGGCUCCUGCGCCAGCUCAACCUCCUAAUAAUCCAGAACGGCAACCGCUUCUUCUUCGACGUGCUGCUGCUGGCACGCUCCGCCCUCGCGCCCUACUCGGAGCAGCAGCUCACGGCCAACAUCAUGAAGGCUCAGCCCAGCAUGGGAUCCCAUGCUUACCUCAUCACCUACGCCGGCGCUAAAAAGAUGCUCUCGCAAAUGCGGCUCAAAGUGCCAAUAUCAGAGGCCUUUUUCACCGUCCCACACGCGCACAUCCUGGCAGCGGACCCGCCUCUCUUCAACUCUCAGAUGUUCAUGUGCCGGCCCAAGCCCUGCCGUGCCCCGCCCCUCGACCUCUACUCCUCCUCCCGCCUCUCCUUUUCCUGCCGGGAAACCCUCUUCCUCAGCUUCCCCGGGCACCCCCGAAUCCGGGGGAAUAUCGUGAAGAAGGAUUGGGUGAGACAGGCAUCGGCGGAAGCAGGAGCUAGUGCGACCAUUGCUGUGGAUGCUGAUUGUGGGACACCUGCGCAGUGCCUGAUUAGAUCUCACCAGGAGAUUCUUCAGGUGCCAGGGUCAGGUGCCCAGGUGAAUCUCCAGGUGAAUUCUGAGGUGAUUAUCCAGGUGCCAGGGAUAAGACCACCUGCAGGGGUACGCAUGGUGGUGAUGAGAUCCAUGCCGCCCAAACUAGCCAUGUGGCCGACAUUCGUGAUCGGAUUGGCUGAAGAUGCCGACCGGUUCGUCUCAUUGGAACCUGUGUUACAGCAGCAGGGCUUUGGAGAGAUCGUCAAGGCAAACGGCAUUUCAGUCUCCAACACAGAUUACCAAGUGCUGACUCACCUGGUGGACAAGGAGCAUCGGGCCCGCACCCGAACCACGCCCUGGUGGCAGGAGAAGCAGGCCCGGCCGACCCUGAGCAAGGGCGAGGUGGGGUGCGCGCUUUCCCACUACUUUGUCUGGUUAGAAGUCGUGCGAAGGCAGCUCCCAUACGCCAUCAUAUUCGAAGACGACGUUCGGUUCUUGACACACUCUUUCAAAGAGGUCUUUGAGCGAGACGUGGCGGAAGCCAACGAGGUGAUCACACGCGAGAUCAACCCGUUCCGGCCCGAUAUAGUCUUCCUCGGAAAAUCCGGCAUCAUGACUUCCUUCUACUACCCGAAGCUCUCCCAACACGUGGUUAUCUCCCCGCUCGUGUGGUGCUCGUUCGCGUAUAUAGUGUCUUUGGAGGGCGCUCGGAAGCUGGUGGAGAGGUUCUUUGUGAAUGAUCCGGUGGACUCGUACUGGUGGCAGGUGCCUGAAAUGCAGUUCUGGGCGUUUGAACCGUCGCUGGCGGAUCAUCUGACGGUGAAGAGGAAGAAGAGGGGCAAGGGCGUGCAGUUUGUGAGCAGGGUACAGGGGACUGACAGCGAGUGGUAG